GCCUCUUUACCAUUUCCCCCCACAUUCCCACUACACGAACAUUCUGUAAGCACCAUACUAUGAGCGGUGACAAACCUUCCGCUGUUCGACGUCUUGUCACGGGACACACCAACGAUGGGGUGGCUAUCAUAAAGAACGACGGAGUCUUACCCUUACAUGAGUAUGCUCCCGGCUUGGAAGUGGCACGUAUCUGGGUUACGGACUCGGUGCCAUCGAAGGACAACAAUAUCGAUAUCGAUGGUGCAUCACGACCUGUCACCAGAGACAAUGGCUUGGUUUCAACAGGUGGCACCAACUGUGUUAUCACGGAUUUGGCUCCAGGUGCAUCGACCCCUUGGCAUCGAGCAUCCUCUGUUGAUCACAACAUACUGAUCAGCGGGACUGUGGUCUUGAAGACGGAGGAUGGGGAGGAAACGUUGAAACCAGGCGACAUAACCAUACAACGAGGAACUAUGCACGCUUGGUACAACCCAGGACCAGGGUAUGCGAGAUGGUUCUGUGUUCUGGUUGACGGUGAACCUGCUGAGAUUAAGGGCGAGCGGUUGGAAGCAGCAAUCAAAGUAUGAUAGGUUCGUGUAAAGAACUUUGUACUACAUGGUGAUCUGUAUAAUAGGACGAUUUGAACGACAUC
Somion occarium is the source of this 631-nucleotide messenger RNA. NCBI's taxonomy places the organism in Eukaryota, Fungi, Basidiomycota, Agaricomycetes, Polyporales, Cerrenaceae. The record is from the annotation of a GenBank genome assembly.